Molecule: messenger RNA, 2598 nt
Organism: Acytostelium subglobosum LB1
Lineage: Eukaryota; Evosea; Eumycetozoa; Acytosteliales; Acytosteliaceae
Exons: 4
Coding region: 1-2598 (865 amino acids)
Source: RefSeq, a predicted model, not a curated record
AUGGAUAACUUUGGCGGUCAAGUCAAAGACUCCUUUGACACAAUCUUACAAAAGGCACCUCAUCUAAUCACAACCGAAAAGAAGAAGAGGCUUGCUGCAUCAUUCCAACAAUUACAAGAGGAGAAUAAAUCAUUGAAAGGAGAGAAGAAGAAUUUGAGGAAUAAGAUUGAUGAGGAGACUAAUCUACUUGAGACAUUGAUGGAUCAGGCCAAUGGUCUAAAGAAGAUAUUGACCGAGAAGGACCGUGAUCUUGAGGCACUCAAUCAAACUAUCAAAGACCAGAAUGAUCAAUUGCAACAAACAAAGAAUAGAUUACAAGAGGUUACAGAAUCAAAGAAUGAGUUGACGACAAAGUUGGACACAGAGACUGGACUGAAGGAGGCGUUGAUAGCCACUGAGAAGUCAUUGAAUGAGGACUUGCAGCGUACUAGACAGUCGUUGGAGGAGCAGAAUGAUGCCGUCGAGAGAUUGAGAGAACAGUUGAAGAGUGAGGAGGAUAAGCUUUCAGCAGAGAUCAAUGAACACAAGUCAAAUGUGGAUAGACUCAACGAACAGUUGGCCAAACACACCGCAACCAUACAGGACUAUACUUCACAAUGCGACUCGAUGACCAAUCAGCUGGCAGGCCUCAACACAGAGAUGGACGGUCUACAGAGCACUUUGGACCGUGUGAUUGAGGAGCUCAAGCAGUCCAAUACCACACUGACCUCUGAUCUCAAGGCUGAGCUCGAUCAAAAGACCGGUCUCGAGGCCAAGUUGAUCGAGGUCAACAAGCGAUUGGGCGAGUUGGAUCAGUUGGCCAGCGAGGAGAAGACACGUCUCGAGCAGCUGCAGGCUGACCUGGAGGCCGAGCAAUCAAACAAGAACAAUCUCGAGGUUAAGCUCACAGAUAUCACUCACAAGUACGAGGAGCUGGACAAGCUGGUGGCCAACGAGCAGAGCAACAAUGAGAAGCUCUCGAGCAACUGCUUCCUGCUGUCGUCCGAGAAGGAGCAGCUGCAAAAGGAUAUUGAAUCGAUGCGCGAGGAGAUGGUCAACCGUGCCAAUCAGAUCAGCGAGCUGACCAUGCUGCGCACGACGCUCACAAUGGAGAUCGAGGGAGUGCGUCGCUCACACAUCAAGGAGAUGGAGGAGCUGACCGCCCAGCUCCAGGAGGAGACGAGCAAGCUCACCGAGCUCACUGGCGAGCUGGCCACGGCCAACGCCACGAUCGAGAGCAUGACCAAGGAGAUGCAGGAGCUCACCGAUGACAACACAUCACUAAAGUCCUGCACCGAGGAGCAAAAGGCCAUGUUGGAGAACAAUCAAAACACCAUCAGACAGCUGGAGGCCAGUCUGCAGGAGAAGACCAGCGAAUGCGUCGUGCUGAACAGGACAUACCAAGAGAUGGAGUACUUUAGGGAGACGCUCAAGCAGGAGAAUCAAUCGAUUCGCGACAUGAUCACACAGGGCAACACCGGUCUGGACGAGCGUCUUGCCGAGAAGGACGAGUAUCUCACCAAGAUCCACGACCUGGACAUCAAGGUCAUGGAGAACAACAACAAACUGGAGGAUGCCAGGCGCGAGAAUGAGAAGAACCUGCAGAGGAUCGAGCAGCUUACCGCAGAGAUUCAAGAGACACGCGAGCAGCUCGACAAUGAGAAGAUGUUGCGAGAGCAGGAUCUAGAGCGAGUCAAGAACGAGAAGGAGGUGAUCUACCAACAGCACGUGCAGGAGCAGGUGGAGAAGGAGGAGGCGGCCGAGCUGGUCGUGUCGGACCUUAAGACUAUGGUGGACAAGGCCAACAACGACCGCGACAUCAUGGAGAAGGAGCUGAACAACUUUGCACAGCGUCUGUCGGUGCAGUCAGAAAAGGUGCAAGACUACGAGAAGACCAUCAGCGACCUGCGACGCGAGAUUGACGCUGUGUGCCAGACGCGCGACAACCUCAUCAAGGAGCUGGACGAGGUGCAGUCCAAGCGUAUGGACGGCGCCAACAACAACGCCUCUAGCGAGGAGAAGCUGCUAAGGGAGUUCAACGAGCUCAAGAUCAAGCAACAGGAAGAGAGCAACCAGAUCAAGCGACAGAUAAGCGACGAGCGACAGACUUGGGAGUCGAGGCGAUGGGAGAUCGUUGCCGAGCUCGAGCAGGAAAAGAUGAAGAGCAAGAAGAUGCAGGAGGAGCUGCUGGAGGAGCGCAGACGUCUGGGCGUCGUAUCAAAGACCGUCGAGAAGUUCCUCAACGAGACAUCAUCCGUGGACACAAUGACACAGGAGGCCUUCUUUGCCAUGCUGGAGGCGGCCCACAAGGAGCUGCUGGACGGCUUCCACCACAAGCGAUCCUACUACGACGACGAGGAUCUGCUGUCACAGCUGCACAUGGAGCGUGAGGCACGACGAUUGGCCGAGUCCCAAGUGGAGCACUUUGCUGUACUAUUAGAGAAGAAGAGACAGGAGUUGAACGCAUUGAAGCAUCCAUCACAACGAGAGACACAGUCGGGCUUCUUUAGCAGUCUGGCCAAGACGUUCAAAGAGUACAACAGCGACGAUACCUACACCAGUCCCAGUGGCGCCAAAGGUUUCCUCAAGCGGACCUUCACUGGCACGCAAAAGAAAUAA